Harmonia axyridis is the source of this 1214-nucleotide messenger RNA. RefSeq names its product phosphatidylinositol N-acetylglucosaminyltransferase subunit C (gene PIG-C). Gene Ontology annotation, biological process: GPI anchor biosynthetic process. The transcript has a single exon. The record is from RefSeq and is a predicted model, not a curated record. NCBI's taxonomy places the organism in Eukaryota, Metazoa, Arthropoda, Insecta, Coleoptera, Coccinellidae. Bases 350 to 1192 code for a protein of 280 amino acids. Gene Ontology annotation, cellular component: glycosylphosphatidylinositol-N-acetylglucosaminyltransferase (GPI-GnT) complex; membrane.
UGUCUAUGAAGAACAAUGAACAUAGACUCUGUUGUCUUGUCUAUGAUAAGAAAUAACUUUUUCCUAUUUACCUACUACUACUAUGUACUAUGUUAUUAUACCAUAUUAUAUCAUUCCGUAUAUAAUCUUUCCAUAUCUGUAUCCAGUAUAGAGUUGAUUUGAAAGAUAAAAAAACAAAGAAGGGAUACCUAUUUUGGAUUAAUAUUGAUUCAUCAUUUUGUCAUAAUUCCCUAUUAUGAAAUCCAUUUUCAUGAAUAUUCAAUAUAAAGAUACGAAGAAUUUGGUAUGAAAUAGAGCUGAAUGAAGAACUAACUUCGGAAUCAACUACUACCACAGUAGGGUAUUCAUUAUGGAUCCUUGGGAAAAAGUUCUUUAUAAGCACCAAAGCUAUCCUGACAAUUAUACAGAUAAUACCUUCCUAAGAGACUUAAAGAAGAAUAUAGAUUUUAAGGAAGUUACCUACUUUGAAGCUUUUAUAAGUGCCAAUUUACUUCUUCAAGAAAUUUGUACUGUUAUUGGUUUUGUAUUAGUUUACAUCUAUUUAUAUAAUGAAUGGCUACCACCAAAUUUGAUUUUCAAUACUUUUAAUUGUUUAACCUUAGUAGGUUUUCUCUUACAUAAAUUUCACUAUAUCAAUACUGCUUUUUUUGAUAUGAUUAGUCAUGAUCUAAGGACAUUACUUAUUUAUAUAGUGUUUGGACACUUAUUUUCACCAGUAUUGUAUACUCUAACCGAUACUAUAAGUACAGAUACCAUUUAUACAAUGACUUCAUUCAUGCUUCUGAUUCAUUUGAUAUUUUUUGAUUAUGGGGUGAAUGCAACUAUUGUUUCUAACAGCUUGUCAUUAAGUGCUGCAAUUUUUGCUUCAAUCUGCUUAGCAUCCCGAUUGUCUUCAGCACAUUAUGCUUUUAUUCUCAUAACAAUAGCAAUAGAAUGUUUUGUUCUAUUUCCCCAUCUACGUGUUAAUACAAAAUUUUCACUUCUGAUAACAUUAGCUUUAGCUUUAUGUGAUUUAUAUUUCUUAAACCUUGUCUCAAGAUUUGUAACAGUCAUAUUUUUGAUUAGUUUGUUAUUUAUAAUCUUCAUUUGUCCGUUGUUAUUUGUCAAGUAUCAGAAAUAUAAAGAAAAUAUAUAUGGGCCAUGGGAUGAAGCUGUAGUAGAAGAUGCUGAUAAAACUCUAUAUUUUCGGUAAAUUAUAGCCCCAAAUAUUGCAA